AUGUCGGUCUCGAACGAGAAGUCAGAGGACAUCGAAUAUACAACCAAUGGCCACGACCACGCCGCAACCAUGAUGCCAACGCUCGAGCAGGUCCAAACGCAGGGCAGCAUUACCAUCACGCCUGAGAUGUUCGAGCGGAUGUAUCUUGCGCCCCAGAACAAAGUCUCAGGAGACCUCAGAAGAACACUAGGAAAUCCGACACCGAUUGGUCUCGGCGGCUUUCUCAUUGCGUACUGCCCGAUCAUCUUCUCACUGCUUGGGUGGAGAGGGUACACUGGCGGUGGGGCGGCGACAGUCGGAACAUACUAUUUCUCCGGUGGUCUCCUGGCCAUCAUAGCGAUGAUUCUGGAGUUCAUCUUAGGAAAUACGUUCCCAGCUGUCUUUUUCGGAGUUUACGGAGGGUACUUCUUGUCGUAUGGCGCGACAAUCACACCAGGCUUCGCCGCAUAUCUUGCGUACGCACCAGACCCGAGCGACCCAUCUGGAGGACUCGAGGCACCAGCAUUCUUGUCGGGUCUUGCUUUCUGGAACCUAAUGAUGGGAAUUUUCACCAUCUACUGCACAAUCUGUGCGUUGAGAGUGAACCUGCUCUUCACACUGGCUUUCUUCUUCCUGGCUUUGACGUUCAUCCUGGUGUCUGCCAGCUAUUGGUGCGUCACAGAAGCCGGGAAGAUGGUCCAUAGAUCUCUCGCUAAUCGAAUUCAGGCUGGCGCUUCGUGCGGCUUUGUGGUCAUGAUCAUCGGGUGGUAUCUGCUGCUAGCCCUCAUGCUCACCACCGUGGACUUUCCCUUCAACUUGCCAGUCUUCGAUCUCAGCCACGUGGUGCCGAGCAAUACCGAGCUCAUGAAGAAGAGGAAGAAUAAGAAGGACCUGGAGAAGAACAACUAG
Pseudocercospora fijiensis CIRAD86 is the source of this 888-nucleotide messenger RNA. RefSeq lists its product as uncharacterized. Gene Ontology annotation, molecular function: acetate transmembrane transporter activity. Bases 1 to 888 code for a protein of 295 amino acids. NCBI's taxonomy places the organism in Eukaryota, Fungi, Ascomycota, Dothideomycetes, Mycosphaerellales, Mycosphaerellaceae. The transcript has 3 exons. Gene Ontology annotation, cellular component: plasma membrane. The record is from RefSeq and is a predicted model, not a curated record.